AUGGCCUGGAGACAGCUGUUCCUGAUCUGCUGUCUCUCGGCCGUUGUGCUCCUGUCCACCCUGCGGGAGGGGACUGCUGUGGCGGUGGGCACCAGGCGGUUGGCAGGACAUGAGGUGCAGGAAGGCGUGGAAGGGAAGAUCUUCAUGCAGGAAUCAGAUGCCUUGAAUUUCCUCAAGAAGCGAGGCAAGCGGUCCUCCAAAUCCCGAGAAGAGGCCAAUGCGGAGAACAGGCAGAAGCUGCAAGCGGAUGCGCUACGGAAAGAACAUUACGAGGAACAAAGGAACGAGUUUGAGAACUUCGUGGAGGAGCAAAACGAUGAACAGGAAGAGAGAAGCCGGGAGGCCAUCGAGCAGUGGCGCCAGUGGCACAGUGACGGCCUGUACCCACCCUAUCUCUACAACCGCCACCAUAUCUGACCUCAGCCCGAUGCACCCAGAAG
This is a messenger RNA of Lagenorhynchus albirostris (white-beaked dolphin), 440 nucleotides long. It is a transcript of the gene UCMA, whose product is annotated as upper zone of growth plate and cartilage matrix associated. Gene Ontology annotation, cellular component: extracellular matrix. The transcript is spliced from 5 exons. The coding region runs from base 1 to 417 and encodes 138 amino acids. The record is from RefSeq and is a predicted model, not a curated record. NCBI's taxonomy places the organism in Eukaryota, Metazoa, Chordata, Mammalia, Artiodactyla, Delphinidae. Gene Ontology annotation, biological process: embryonic skeletal system development; regulation of osteoblast differentiation.